Messenger RNA from Triticum urartu, 627 nucleotides. Lineage: Eukaryota; Viridiplantae; Streptophyta; Magnoliopsida; Poales; Poaceae. The record is from RefSeq and is a predicted model, not a curated record.
AUGACAGAACUUGAUCCUGAGUCGAGUGUGAAGGAUUUCGUCUCUGAAGAACAGACCAGGAAGUAUAAAGAUUUGUACAAGAAUUUUCCGGACUUCAUUAAUAUCCUGAACUUAAGCUUAUUGGCUGAAUUGAAUGGUAAGGAUGCUGCUGCCGCCCAGAAUCCUAAUGUUGAGAGCAGUUCGUCAAUAAACAGUUCUGGAAAUGUUCCGUGCGAAAACCCAAGUACAAGGAUAACUGAACCAGCCGGUUCUGAAUAUGUUCUGUGGGAAAACCGGAGUAUAAGGAUGAUUGAACCUGCCGGGCUGAUUUAUCCUCCAGUAGCUCCAGUUGGUCAUGAUGACACCUUCCCUGUUCCUGAUGUUGGCUUCUACCCUCACAGUGGUGGGACAGGUGGUAGUAUGCACGUUGGUCCAAAUGAUCCACGUUUCUUUCCUACAAAUCCUUCUACUCCUUUUGGUGACCUUGGGAGUGUUCCGCCCGGUGGUCGCUACGAGCCAAUUGGCCCGCCUGAUGUUCCAGGUUUUGAACCAUCUCGCUUUGUGAGGCAUUCGAGGCAUUCAAGUCCUUCAGGUGGAAGCACUCACCCAGACCUUGAGUUCUUCCAGCAAGGCCCAGACUUCUUCUGA